This is a messenger RNA of Colletotrichum abscissum, 300 nucleotides long. Its product is annotated as biotrophy-associated secreted protein 2. The transcript is spliced from 2 exons. Lineage: Eukaryota; Fungi; Ascomycota; Sordariomycetes; Glomerellales; Glomerellaceae. The record is from RefSeq and is a predicted model, not a curated record. Bases 1 to 300 code for a protein of 99 amino acids.
AUGGUCCGCAUCACUCUCUUCGCCACUCUCGCUUUUGCGAUGACCGCACUCGCAAUCACCCCCAACAACGCCGGUGCCAAGAACGUCGGCCAGGGCAACGGAGCUCAAUUCAUCACCGGAGGCUGUGUCGACAACGCUGACUGCUCUUCCGCAUGCUGCGCGGAUGCCAGCGGCGUCGGCGUCUGCUCGGCCGAGGCCGCGCAGUUCCAGAAUGGCAAGAACGGCUGCAACUUUGUCGACCCCAACAAGGCGGCAACCAUUGCUGCUGCCAAGGCUCAGGUUGCAAAGCAGGGCUUCUAA